Messenger RNA from Boeremia exigua, 1690 nucleotides. RefSeq lists its product as uncharacterized. Lineage: Eukaryota; Fungi; Ascomycota; Dothideomycetes; Pleosporales; Didymellaceae. Gene Ontology annotation, molecular function: oxidoreductase activity; FMN binding. The record is from RefSeq and is a predicted model, not a curated record. The transcript has a single exon. Bases 298 to 1617 code for a protein of 439 amino acids.
GGCACGCACGGCGCUACCACUACGGCGGCUCAAUCUGGGCCCACUUUCCUAUUUGAGCCUGUUUGCGAGCCCCAUCGGCCUUGUUGGCGUGUGCAGCGACACUUUGUCAGCGCCUGUCCACCAUGUUGGCGUCAACGGCAGCCGUACGAAAUAGCUGGGCUCGAGGCAGCACAGCUCGGUUGCCGACCAGCUGCGGACAUUAGAUGCCUCUCCGCCGUCUCGCCCACGUCGACAUCUUGGACCGUCACCUUCACCUUCACCUUCACCGUCACCAUCGCCGUGCGUUGAUCCUCAACCAUGUCUGCCAUCCUCGAGCCCGUGACCCUGCCCUAUGCCCCGUUGUCCGCCCAGAACCGCAUCAUGAAGGCCGCCAUGACGGAGCGCAUGGCCUCGUGGGACCCCGCACACCCUGCCCGUCGCGGCGUUCCCUCGUCGGAGCUCAUCAACCUCUACCGUCGCUGGGGCGAGGGCCGCUACGGCAUGAUCCUCACGGGCAACGUCAUGGUCGACGUUGCCAACCUCGAGGCCCCCGGUAACCUCGUCAUCCCCUUGGACCCGCCCGACCUGCAACAUCGCGCAGACGCCUGGUCCAAGCUGGCUCGCGCCGCCAAACAACACGGCAGCCUGAUCGUGGGCCAGAUCUCGCAUCCAGGCAGGCAGGUCGAUGCCCGUCUCCAGAAGGACCCCGUCUCGGCCUCGGACGUGCAUCUCGACAAGGAAGUCUUUGGCAUGACUUUCGCGAAGCCCCACGCUGCCUCACUCGCCGAGAUAAACCAGCUGGUUGCUGCCUUCACUAAUGCCGCCGUCUUCCUGCACUCGACCGGCUUUGAUGCCAUUCAGCUUCACGCCGCACACGGCUACCUGCUGGCUCAGUUCCUUUCUCAGUCGACAAAUCGCCGCACAGAUGCCUACGGGGGCUCACUUCGCAAUCGUGCACGCAUCAUCGCUGACAUUGCAACCGCUAUUCGCCAGCGCCUCCCCAAAGACGCAAAAUUCGCUCUGGGUAUCAAGCUGAAUUCAGUCGAGUUCCAGGCGGAUGGCUUCUCGCUUGACGAGUGUAUCCAACUCUGCUCCAUGCUUGACACGGAACUGAAGUUCGACUUCAUCGAGCUCUCUGGAGGCACCUACGAGUCGUUAGCAUUCGAGCACAAGAGGGAAUCCACCAAGCAACGGGAGGCCUUCUUUCUCGAGUUUGCCGAUCAAAUCGUGCCUCGCCUUCACAACACCAAAGUCUACGUCACCGGCGGCUUCAAGACUGUCCCCGGCAUCGAGGAUGCACUCCGGACCAUUGAUGGCGUGGGCAUAGCGAGAGCGACGUGCGCGCGGCCUUUUCUCCCGCGCGAACUGGCCCAGGGCAAGCUCUCAGGCGCGCUUUGGGACUCUGUGGCUGCAUACGACUAUGGAACCUCCGAGGCAGUCGCAGGCACGCAGAUGCUGCAGAUUGCUCGCGAUCAAUCCCCCAUGGACAUGUCAAACGCGGAUCAUGUGGCAGCGUUUGAGCAGAGCAUGGCAAAGUGGGAACGCGAAAUGGAAGAGGACACGGCCAUGGCUUUGACAGGUUACAUCAAUGUAGAAGGUAUCCCUCUGCAGCCUAUAGAGGCUUGUGCCAAUUUGUAGCGGAUUUAUAGAUGCCUCCCCAAGGAACAUCGCUUGCCUUGCACCCAUCUCUGACAAUUAAUGAGACUUGUCU